GGGGAACUAAAACCGUUUGGUUUAAAACAUUUAAAACUACAGUACAACUAAUUGGGUCCGUUUGUGUCGGUUUGAUUAUACAGUUUCGGAUUUUGACCAGCCGUACUGGAGAAUCCACCGGCGGGAAUCAUCAUAAUUCGGGGUUCCGGUCAAACUCUCAGAGGCAGCCAUGGCUGAUUCUCAGUCGGGUUCCAACGUUUUCAGCUUACGGAUUGUUUCGAUCGAUUAUUACAUGGCUUCUCCGAUCCCUGGAUUUGACAUUUGCUACAGCAGCUUCCAAGGUGGCGAAGUAAAGGAAGUCCCUGUUAUAAGGAUAUAUGGCUCCACACCUGCUGGUCAGAAGACUUGCUUGCACAUUCAUCGUGCUUUACCAUAUCUCUAUAUUCCAUGCUCUGACAUUCCAUUUGAUCAUCAUAAAGGAGUUGAUGGCAUUAUACCUGCUGUAUCUCUUGAGUUGGAGAAGGCUUUAAAGCUUAAGGGCAGCGCUGCUUCGAAAAGGCAGCAUGUCCAUGACUGUGAGAUUGUUAGAGCUAAGAAGUUUUAUGGGUACCACUCAACAGAGGAGGCUUUUUACAAUAGCUACCAUCCACACGAUGUGGCUCGUGCUGCCAGUCUUCUUCUGGAUGGUGCUGUUCUUGGUAAAAGUUUGCAGCCUUACGAGUCUCAUAUUCCUUUUAUUCUCCAGUUUCUGGUUGACUAUAAUUUGUAUGGAAUGGGUCAUGUGCAUAUAUCAAAGAUGAAGUUCCGUAGCCCAGUGCCUCACCAUUUCCGUCCAAGGAGAUUUGGUUCUGAUGAUUGUGUGGGACAAGGGACUGACGAAGUGGCUAAUACAAAGGCAGAUUCAAGUGCUGCUGCAAGCGUCAGUUUCCCUGUUUGGAGCUUGUCAACAAUCCCAGGUCAAUGGAUGUGGAAUCCUUUUGAAGGAUCUGAUACACCGUUGAGCCAAAGCCAGCAUAGCCACCAUUACAGACGUCAGAGUCUCUGUGAACUUGAGGGAGAUGCUACUAUUAGUGAUAUUCUCAAUCAACAAUUGAAAAUGUACAACUCGCUCUCACAAGCCCAAUCUGAUACUAAGAUGGUUCAGUCGCUUGUGGCCAUUUGGGAGGAGGAGUAUGAAAGGACUGGUGUGCAUGAUGCACCUAUACCUCCUGAUCCCGGCAAACCCUCUGCAGCUGAUGUGCUGAAGACUAUGUCACUUUAUGCUGGGUUUGAGAAUAUGCUAAAAGAAAUGCAUCAGGAACUUGGAUCAUCUCCGUCUGAUAUGAAGCCUGCUGCAGUAUCUUCAGCUGGUUCAGAUAUGCAUGCCGAACCUGAAAUUACGGAUCUGCUGGGUUUGAGUCCUAUGGUGGGUACAUGCAGUGAGUUCCCCGCCUCAGCAAAGCUAUCUCCACUUGAUGAAAGGAGUGGAGAAGCAUCAUUGGAAAAUGAUGCAUAUAUGCAAACACCCACGGACAGAGAUACACUUGCUGAAAUACAAGAUGAUGAAGCCUUGGAUCUCUUUAAGUGGUUUGCUUCAUCCCAGGCUGCAGAGGACAUAAACUCUGAUGAUGAAAUUCUCCGAGAAACCAUCCUUAGUCCUCUGUUGCCUUUAUCGUCUAUCAACAAGGUUCUUGAAAUGGCUAGUACAGAUUUUCUGAGCCAAUCCCAAAAGGAAUGUCAAGACAUUCUUGAUUCUCAGGAGGAUCGACCAGACUUCGGGAGUUCGACAAAAGGAGCUUUACAUACUACUCUUGAUAGCCAGAAUCAUAUAACUUCAUCAGACAAACAGUCUCUUGACACAGAAGUUUCUGGUGAUGUUCCAAAUAUCUCAACUUCAAAUGCAUCAAGCGAAAAUUCAUUCCAGAGAUACAGAAAGAGUGAUUUACAUGCGAGUGAAGUGAUGGAUAAUAAGAAUAGGAGCUUCUCUAGGAGCAACAAGUCUACCAAAUCUGUAUGGGGGACUUUACCUUUUUCGUUGACAAAAAAUCUUCAGAAGGACUUUGACUAUGCAAAUGCUAGUGAUAAACUCGGUUUAACAAAGAUUAGCUCCGGCCCCAAGAAUGAGAUGAAAGACAAUCUUGAUGUUCCAGUCAAAGAACAUCAAGCAGAUGCUUGUAACACGACUGACAGAAGCGUUUUGGCUGGAUGUUCAGUGCGGGACUUGAUGAGAAAAAAACGGUUAUGCCAUGGGGAGUCGCCUGUUUCACAACAUAUGAAGUUUAGGAAGGUUCUACCUCUGACUAGAGACUCCGAAGACGGGAAUAAAAAGGAGUGCAUAGCCAUCUUGAGAUCUGAGGCCAAGAGACAAGGUACUACUCUUUCUGCAGAAGUUAGUGAAUGUUACUUUGGCGAUGAUCCUCAAACUUUACCUCCUAUAGACGCAGGAAAUUGUGAGUUGAAUAUAUCCACUCAGUCAUCUGAACUUCAUGCUGUUGAUAGAUGUUCGGCUAAAGAGACAGCAGGUCAAAACAGUGAUGAAGUUUCGAGGGAAUUUUCAUCUGCCACUGUUCCACUUGGUAAUGAAUCACAGACUGUGGAAUCAGGACUAUUGGUGUCUAGCAAGAAACUUGUUGGGAUUGAUACAAAUAAUGUCCUAAUUUCUGGGGAUAAGCAAGAGUCAACUGCCGAUGUAGUUGUCGAGACAGAAAGAUUAAUAUGCCUAACUUUAAGCAAGAAGCCUCCUUCUCUCGAUUGCCUAAGUGCUGGACAGCAAGAGUCUUCACAUUCUCAUGAAAUCCCCAUCCAGUUUCAUCAUGCCAGGGACAAACAGCAUGAUGGAUGUGGUAACUUUACUCAUCUUGUUCUGAUUCUUGUUUCUGCUACUUCUACAAUCAAUGCAAAUGCGGGGAAUUCCAAGGAGAUCCCCCCUUUUUACUUGGAGGACACUGAAGUCAACGAGGACGAAAAGAAACACCUUUACCAAGGAGCUUCCAUUGGUAUUCCCUUGCAUCAUCUCAAUGACGGCUCCAAGCUUUACCUACUGACCCCUGUCUUUUCACCCCCUUCUGUGGAUUCUGUUGCACAAUGGAUAUUGAAUGACAAAGGUCCAGGAGACGUUCAUAUUGGUUCAGAGAAACAACCAUUAGGAGAUGAUCAUAUUGAUUGUGGGACGAGUUUCACUGAUCUGGCUCCUCCAUCUGACGCGAUGUCCGUGUCUGAGCACGUGGAACAGCAUAAUGGCGUGUUUGUGAAUUCAGAAUCAAAUGCUUAUACGGAGUCUGAGAUAGACCUGAAAGGCAAAGGAAAGUUUCUUGACCUUAAUUUGCAGACCAGUGUUUCUCAAGAGAUGUCUCAGAUUUCAGGCCCUGAUAGGAAAUCAGGGCCCACUCCCUUAAGUCAAACUGGAUUCCGAGAUCCUGCAAGCAUGGGGGCUGGGCAACAGCUUACGGUGCUGAGUAUAGAGGUUCAUGCAGAGUCUAGAGGGGACCUGCGACCUGACCCACGAUUUGAUUCUGUCAAUGUCAUAGCUCUCGUCGUGCAGAAUGACGAUAAUCUCGCAGCUGAAGUAUUCGUGCUUUUAUUUAGUCCAGAUAACUUGUAUCAGAGAAACGUUGAUGGCCUAUCUGGAUGCAAGUUGUCUGUCUUCCUUGAAGAGAAGCAACUAUUCACUUACUUUAUUGAGACUUUAUGUAAAUGGGAUCCAGAUGUUCUUGUGGGAUGGGAUAUACAAGGCGGAUCUCUUGGUUUUCUAGCUGAAAGGGCUGCACAGCUUGGCCUAAGGUUUCUCAAUAAUAUUUCCAGGACACCAUCUCCGGCCACGACAAAAGAUUCAGACAAUAAGAGAGAUCUUGGUAAUACUCUGCUGCCAGAUCCUUUGGUAGCUGAUCGUGCUCAAGUAGAUGAAGUGGUGAUUGAGGACGAGUGGGGCCGCACACACGCUAGUGGUGUUCACGUUGGAGGUAGAAUUGUUCUGAACGCAUGGCGUUUAAUUCGCGGGGAAGUGAAACUCAACAUGUACACCGUUGAAGCUGUGUCGGAGGCUGUUUUGAGGCAGAAGGUUCCAUCGAUCCCUUAUAAAGUAUUGACACAAUGGUUUUCAAGUGGUCCUACUGGUGCAAGAUAUCGAUGCAUAGAAUAUGUGAUUCGCCGAGCAAAGUUAAACCUUGAGAUAAUGAGCCAACUUGACAUGAUAAAUCGUACUUCCGAACUUGCUCGUGUUUUUGGCAUCGACUUUUUCUCAGUUCUCUCCCGAGGUUCUCAAUACAGAGUGGAAUCCAUGCUUCUGAGAUUAGCACAUACACAAAAUUAUCUUGCUAUUUCUCCAGGAAACCAACAGGUUGCUUCUCAGCCAGCUAUGGAAUGUGUACCUCUUGUGAUGGAACCAGAAUCUGCCUUCUAUGAUGAUCCUGUUAUUGUGUUGGACUUUCAAUCUCUUUACCCUUCAAUGAUUAUAGCAUAUAAUCUGUGUUUUUGUACAUGCCUCGGAAAACUUGCACAUUUGAAGAUGAACACCCUUGGGGUCAGUUCAUACUCACUAGACCUUAAUGUUCUUCAGGAUUUUAAUCAGAUCCUGCAGACCCCAAACAGUGUGAUGUACAUGCCAUCAGAGGCGCGCAGAGGAAUAUUACCAAGGCUGCUAGAGGAAAUUCUAUCUACAAGGAUAAUGGUGAAAAAAGCAAUGAAGAAGUUGACUCCGUCAGAAGCAGUUCUUCACCGGAUAUUUAAUGCGAGGCAGCUUGCUUUAAAGCUGAUAGCAAAUGUGACAUAUGGCUAUACUGCUGCUGGCUUUAGUGGUCGAAUGCCUUGUGCAGAGCUGGCAGAUAGUAUUGUCCAGUGUGGUCGUAGCACACUUGAGAAGGCUAUUUCAUUCGUCAAUGCCAGUGAUAAAUGGAACGCUAGAGUUGUAUAUGGCGACACUGAUAGUAUGUUUGUCCUUCUCGAAGGAAGAACUGUGAAAGAAGCUUUUGUAGUCGGACUAGAGAUCGCAUCUGCAAUAACUGAAAUGAACCCAUACCCGGUCACUCUAAAGAUGGAGAAAGUUUAUCACCCUUGUUUCCUUCUUACAAAGAAGCGUUAUGUUGGGUACAGUUAUGAAAGUCCUGAUCAGAGUGAGCCUAUAUUUGAUGCAAAAGGUAUUGAAACUGUUCGAAGAGACACUUGUGCAGCUGUUGCAAAGACUAUGGAGCAGUCGUUGAGACUCUUUUUCGAGACAAAGAACAUCUCCACGGUUAAGUCGUACUUGUAUAGACAGUUGAAACGGAUACUACAAGGGAGAGUGUCUAUUCAAGACUUUAUCUUUGCAAAAGAAGUUCGUUUGGGUACUUAUAGCGCAAGAGACUCUUCACUCCUUCCUCCAGCAGCUAUUGUGGCAACCAAAUCAAUGAGAGCAGACCCUCGGACAGAGCCACGCUAUGCUGAAAGAGUGCCUUAUGUUGUGAUCCAUGGCGAGCCAGGAGCUCGACUUCUUGAUAUGGUUGUGGACCCACUGGUUCUCCUGGACAUAGAUUCGCCUUACCGAUUGAAUGACUUGUACUACAUCAACAAACAGAUUAUACCAGCUCUGCAAAGGGUGUUUGGACUUGUGGGUGCAGACUUGAACCAGUGGUUUCUGGAGAUGCCUCGUCCCACUAGAGGCUCCCUUGGUCAACGUCCCUUAAACACUAGAAACUCGCACAGAACAAGAAUUGAUUCUUUUUAUCUCUCGAAACAUUGCUUCUUGUGUGGAGAAGUUGUUCAGGCAUCUGCUCAGCUAUGCAGCCGGUGCCUCAGAAAUGAAAGUGCUGCUGCUGCAACCACUCUUUGGAAGACUUCGAAAUUGGAGAGAGAGAUGCAACACCUAGCCACAAUAUGCAGACACUGUGGUGGAGGAGACUGGGUGGUGGAACGCGGAGUGAAAUGCAAUUCCCUUGCUUGCUCAGUCUUUUACGAGAGAAGGAAAGUUCAGAAAGAGCUUCGUGGCCUCUCCUCCAUUGCUACUGAGAGUGAGCUUUACCCUAAAUGCACGGCUGAAUGGUUCUGACAUUAUUCGGAAGAUCAUUAUCUCGAAGUUGAUUGCUUAUGUUUGAUAAGGUUGGGAUCAAAGAUUGUCAUGGACGUGUGAAUAUGUGUGUAGUAUAGAUUCAUCCGCUCACCAUUUUGUUCAGUGAGCAAUGUAGAUCUCUGUGUUGUGUUGUAUAAAGUCUUGUAAUUAUAAGCAAUUUUGAAAGAAAAAAAAGACAAUUAUAUUUCUCUGUAUAUAAAUGUUCAGAGCAACAAGAAGAUAAAUGCUCUCUAGAACCAUUCACAGGAAUCUUGAUAUUAUUAAGGGCCC
Molecule: messenger RNA, 6229 nt
Organism: Thlaspi arvense
Lineage: Eukaryota; Viridiplantae; Streptophyta; Magnoliopsida; Brassicales; Brassicaceae
Source: the annotation of a GenBank genome assembly